GUAGCCGUCGAUCGCAACGCGCGUGCGCAGGCGGGAGCUGCGGUUCGGAAGGUGAACGAGGAAGGACAGCGCAGGAUACUUGCGUGUGCGAGGAGGACCUUGCGGUUCCAGAGCUUUCUGUGAGACGAGAAAACAUCACCAUGUCUGCUGCUUUGCUGCCCAAGCCCCAGAUGAGAGGCCUCCUGGCCAGUCGUCUAAGAAAACACAUUGUAGUGGCUUUCCUUUUUUCGAUGGGAUGUGCAGCUGGAUACAAGUUUGGUGUGGCUGAACCAAGGAAAAGAGCAUAUGCUGAGUUCUAUAAAAACUAUGAUGCCAUGAAGGAGUUUGAGGCCAUGAGAAAAGCUGGGGUGUUUGAAAGUGCACCACCCAAAUGAUCAUGAACUCUCCUCUCCGGAUAUCUGACAACUGAACAUCACUGUUUCAGUGAACUAUUCCUUGUGAUCCACUUUGGUGUUGAUCAUGCUGUAACGUUGAUCAUUAAAUUAAGUACUUCAGUUAA
Messenger RNA from Podarcis muralis (Common wall lizard), 499 nucleotides. It is a transcript of the gene COX6C, whose product is annotated as cytochrome c oxidase subunit 6C. Lineage: Eukaryota; Metazoa; Chordata; Lepidosauria; Squamata; Lacertidae. The record is from RefSeq and is a predicted model, not a curated record.